AUUAAAAUUAACUUGAAUGUCCAGCUGCUUUAGCACUGCAUAGCUAAAGGCUGGCAGUAGCUACUUGUGUGGCAAACUUGGGUUAGUUGCUAGAAUCGCUUUCAAAUAAAAGAAAAUUCAGCUGAACACUUCAAGGAAACUUCAGCAUACAUCUUGAGCAUAUUCUUUGAGCCAGGGUUUUAAAUAGUUUAGGUAGUGUGGCUUUAAGUUACGUUAGAGUCUCACCUAUGAUUAGAUUUCUACCCCAGUUCCUGAAGGAGAAUAACAAACACCAUGCUCUGAACUGGUGCAGAAGGGGAUCUCCUAUCACUACUUUCUGCAUCAAAUGUAACAUUAGUACAUGAAUUCAAAUGGCCAGCACUUAAGCGUUUAUUUUAUAUACAUACAAUAACUCUUCUGACUUACGAUUAUAUAUUUACAAUCAUUAAUCCUGGGAGUGGGACUGAGAACAUAACCUCCGGUUUUGUAAUUGUGUACUCAACGUAAAGGGUAGACAGAACACAGAUCAAGUUUUCUGACUCCGAAGUUGACACGAAGGUUCCCCGGCCCCUCUCCCAAGUUUAACUGCUGCGGCUGGCGGGGGGGGGAGUUGGGGAUGGGGAAAAACCUGGAGUAGAUUUUUAAAGGAAAAGAUCUGCGAGUUUUGGUUCUGGACUGAUCACAAACGCUUGGGCCAGGCACGUGCCUAGCAGGCACCCCAUUCCUUGAUCCGUCAUUCGCGGCCACCCAGCUAAGCCACUAUUUUGCUCCUGGCUCCUGUCGCUGGAUCUCAGGGUUCUAACAGAAGAAUGAAGUAGAUCCCACAAGCCUACCUCAGCUGUACCACUAUGGGUUCGCACUUGUUUUAAGGGCGCAGGCCGCUACCACUGCGUUACAGGCGUUCUCCUCCCCUACUUUAGUUCUGCACGACUCAAGCUGCCUUCAGGAACUUGUAAACUGUACUCGCUGGCGGUUUGAAGGCUGCUAUUAAUGUAGGAACGCAGCACUGCGGCAGGUUAGCCAUAUCCUUCCGCCUGGCAAAUCUCCUUACAGAAUUCUUUGGUGCGUGAUUGAUUUUUUCCCCGUGGUGGACGCCGGGCCGUGUUCGCUUCCGCUGCCCUUCUUCCAUCCUCCGCUCUUUCCCCUUCUUCCUUUUCCUCCUUCCCUCAGGCAGGAGGCGGUAUAGCCCGGCAGAGCCGGAGGGCGGGGGAGAGACGCCAUUGCGUUGCUAUGAGGUGACUCCCGCCCUUCAUGCUCUCCUCCCUCGCGGGGACUGGCUCGACUCGUCGGCGGGCUCCGUGGCCCCAGCGUCGGCGGCGCUUGGAUUCUUCGCCGGCGACGGGGCUGCGCCCGGCGGCUCACGCGCUCCGUGGUGGCGAUGAUGCUGGUGGGGGGCGGGGAGGCGCCUGGGAGAAGAUGAAGGCGGCGCGCCGCGGCAAACAGCGGCCGCUGCGGUGAGGCGCAGGCAAGGACGAGAAGGGCAGCCCACAGGCUUUUCCUUGCAGAGGGGAUGGCUCACGCCGGGGCUGCGGGGAGCGACGAGCCCGUGCCGGGCACCUCCGGCCGCGGAGACGACGGGGGAUCCGACGGGCCGGGCCAGGCGGCGCUGCGGAACGCCCUGUCGCUGGAGGAGAUCCUGAAGCUCUACAACCAGCCCAUCAACGAGGAGCAGGCGUGGGCCGUGUGCUACCAGUGCUGCGGGUCCCUCCGUGCCCAAGGCCGCCGCGGAGAGUCCUCAAAGCGCAGGGUGGAGAGCCCCGCCGACAUCCGUAUCUGGAGGGACGGAGCUGUCACCUUGGACGCCGGCGGCGGCAGCAGCAGCAGCGCUCGGAGCUCUCCGAGAGCAGGUAAAUCAGAGCAUUCACGCUGUCGAGAAACAGAGGUAAUAGAAUCAUUGGGAAUUAUAAUUUAUAAAGCGCUGGAUUAUGGCUUGAAAGAAAAUGAAGAACGAGAACUCAGCCCUCCUUUGGAACAGCUUAUUGAUCAUAUGACUAAUACAGUAGAAGCAGAUGGAAGCCAAGAUGAAGGCUAUGAGGCUUUGGAUGAAUGUGUUGUGGAUGAAAAUGAUAAAGAGGUUGUUGAAGUUGUACAGUCUUACAGAGAUGUCAUGAAGCUCUGUGCUGCCCAUCUACCAACACAAUCAGAUGCAGCAAAUCACUAUCAAGCAGUAUGUCGAGCACUAUUUGCUGAAACAAUGGAGUUGUAUACAUUCUUGGCCAGAAUUAAAAGUGCAAGAGAGAAUCUAAAGAAGAUGCAGGAAAUGGACAAAGAAGGGACUGAGGAAUCCAACACAGAUCUUGAUGAGUUAAAAAAUGCUGAUUGGGCCCAGUUUUGGGUGCAAGUCAUGCGAGACUUGAGAAAUGGAGUGAAAUUGAAGAAGGUUCAAGAACGCCAGUAUAAUCCACUUCCAAUAGAGUACCAGCUCACUCCAUAUGAGAUGCUAAUGGAUGAUAUUCGAUCCAAACGUUAUACUUUAAGGAAAGUUAUGGUCAAUGGAGAUAUCCCUCCACGAUUAAAAAAGAGUGCCCACGAAAUUAUAUUGGAUUUUAUUCGCUCUCGACCUCCAUUAAAUCCAGCAUCUGCAAGAAAACUGAAACCUACACCACCACGACCACGUAGCCUCCAUGAAAGAAUAUUGGAAGAAAUCAAAUCUGAAAGAAAGUUAAGACCUGUCUCUCCUGAUGAGAUUAGGCGUAGCAGGCUAGCAAUCCGGCCUCUUAGCAUGUCUUACAGUUUUGACUUGUCAGACGUAUCCACACCAGAGGCCUCCAAGAAACUGUCAGAAAGCUGCGUAGCAAAUGGGAGCCUGGCAACUGAAGCAAAGUUGAAUGCUGUUGGUGCUACUAAAUUGCAACGAAAGAGACUGUUGAAAGCUCCAACUCUGGCUGAACUAGACAGCUCAGAUUCAGAGGAAGAGUCUGUACGCAAAUCAGCCAGCAGUAGUAGUAUCUCUCCUUCUCAAAUGGAAGAUACACUUCCAGAUACCACAUCUGGGAAAAAGGUGCCUCCAAAAUUCUUGCCAAUAUCAUCUACACCACAGCCAGAGAGGAGACAACCACCUCAGAGGCGACAUUCCAUUGAAAAAGAGACACCAACUAAUGUACGACAGUUCUUGCCCCCUACAAAGCAGAGCUCCAGAUCACUUGAGGAGUUUUGUUACCCAGUGGAAUGCCUGGCUCUCACUGUGGAAGAAGUAAUGCAUAUCCGUCAAGUGUUGGUCAAGGCUGAGCUAGAGAAGUACCAACAGUAUAAAGAUGUCUAUACUGCCCUCAAGAAAGGAAAGCUCUGUUUUUGUUGCCGAACAAGGAGGUUUUCUUUCUUCACCUGGUCCUAUACGUGUCAGUUUUGUAAAAGGCCUGUAUGCUCACAGUGCUGUAAAAAGAUGCGCCUACCAUCAAAACCAUAUUCCACUCUUCCUAUCUUUUCUUUGGGACCUUCUGCUUUACAGAAAGGAGAGAGUUUUAUGAGGCCAGAUAAACCUACCACUAGCCAUCACCAGUCACUGAGGGGCAUGCCAAGGUUGUCCUCAAAGUCAAAGUCUGUAGAUAAAUCAGAUGAAGAAACACUGUUUCCAAAGGAGCUAAUGGAGGACUGGAGCACCAUGGAGGUGUGCGUGGACUGCAAAAAGUUCAUUUCCGAAAUCAUUAAUUCAAGUCGCCGCAGCCUUUCCCUGGCUAACAAACGAGCUAGGUUAAAAAGGAAAACCCAAUCAUUCUACAUGGCAUCCCCAGGCACCUCAGAGUAUUGUCCUUCUGAGAGGACUAUCAAUGAAAUCUGAUACUUUUGCCUUUCACUUUGCUUUGUCUUCAUGAGUUCCUGAAAGAACUCAAUGAAACCAGAAUGUCUUUCUUUCCUUUGUUCUGCUUGGUAGCUUAGUUUUGCCACCCCAUUAUAAUUUCCAGGAACAAGUCAGAAAUCAGGCUAUGCAGCAGUUCAGCCAAUAACUAUGUUUGACUGGAAGAAAACAAACUGUUGCCUUUUUGUAUGUGUGAAGCAUACAAUGAAAGCCUUUACUUGUAGUUUUUCCUGAUACCUGUUCCUUGAUAAUUGUCAGGAAGAGUAUCAAAAUAUAUAAAGAGGAACCAGGUGAUAGUGUUAGUACAGUUGUAACAAUUAACCCCUGUUAGAAUUUACACUAAUAUCUCUAUUUCAGUCUUUGAGGCACAGAGGCCAACGUUGCACAAGAAAUAGAUGCAGGCCAUGGCUCUUAAUGCCUUACAGUAUAACACAAAGUUCAAAAGGAUUUGCCGAUAUGCACAGAAUGGUUAUCAAUCCAAGCUAGAGACUACUGCCUGAGUUUUAGUAUAAAAUAUUGAAUAAACUGGAUGCCUGAUUGGCAAACUAUUUUUUUUUCUGCUGCUGCUGCUGCUGCUGUUUUGGUAUAUUUGCGUGUUCUAAGUAGUAGUAAUUUCUUUCUUCUUUUAAAUGUAUUCUGAAUGUUAGUCGUUGUAGUUGUUGCUUUUAGAAAUAAACUAAAUCAUAUUAUUUAUGGGGAGGAUGCAAGUACAUAUAACCUUUUAAUAUUAGUGAGUUUUUGUAAAAUAAAUUAUCUGGGCAACAAUUCUGAGAAAAUAGAUAUGUAUAUUUGUAUUAUAGUGGAAGACAUAAGUACUGCUGUAAGUAAGAAUCUGAGCAUAUCCAUUAUAAACCCCAUUUUUUUAGGGGUUUGUAUCUUGGCUGUAAAGAAAUUUUAUACCCCGCAAAAAUUUGAGACAGCAGUGUCUCAGAUUGAGUUUUGUUUUCUUUUUUAAAAACGGUUUGGAGAAACACUGUCUAGCUGUUUUGAAUUCCAAUAAUAUUAUCAAACAUCACAUUUUGCACUCUUUUAUAUUCAGAUUUUUAAAUAUAAACAAACUGGAGCUUGGUGUAGUUUAUGGAGUUGGGUUAUUUUUGUAUUUAUAAAAGCCUAAAUAUUUGCAGACCUUCUUGUGAACAGGAAGAAUAACCUUUCCAUGUUUCUAAUGCCUAGGCCCAAAUUUAGAAUUGGAAUAGAAUAUGUGAAAGGAAAGAACUUUGUAUAUUCAUUUUCACAAUGUAGGCUGAUGAAUUAUCAUCUCAGCUUACCUGCAAAACAGGAAGAAUUUGCUUAAAUGCAACCUAACCUCUCAGUUAUUUAAUGAAGAUACUGAGAAACUAAACUAUAUAUUUUAAAUGAUCCAAAACAUGAAUGGCCAACUUUUAUUACCAAAUUUAUUUAAAGACCAGUAGCCUGAUUUUAAGAUAUAGUGUUGCAAAAUGUAAAUAUUUAAGUAGAUAACACUGGCCACUGACACAAAAGUUUGGGGUUCACAGAUGUAGCCAUCCAGUAGUGCUUAGCAGUUCAGCCAUAGCAGUGAGAAUACUCUUGGACUGAAGACUGCAGCACCUAUCUGGCACUACAACUUGGAAACUGAAAGCACUUGGAAAUUGGCUGAAAACACUAAAUUAUCUCAUUGCCCAAAUAAAACUAGUUACAUGGGGAAAGCCACAAACUAUCAAAAUAAAACCAGCUUAGAUGUUUCAAUGUAGACAUCGUCUAGAGAGGACCGUUGCUCUCACGGAACCCCCUAAGUCAAUCUAAUGUAGUUCUGAUUCAACUUGAUACUGUCCCUCAUGGUCCCUAACUGUAUUUGGUAUAUUGAAUAUUGGUGUGGUGACUUUAUCAUAUCAAUAAGUAAAUCUGAAAUUCAGGCUGCAGUUUGCUUUUUUCAUUGUUCUAUUGGAAAAUGUGGACUGAGAACUUCCAUACUUUAAAUUGUACUUUUGUACAAUUUUACUGACAAAUUUACAUACUUAAAUUUUACUUACAAAUUUUGCCUACUGUCUUGGGGUGAAAGCAAGGGGACACCUUAUAAAGAGGUCAGCAACUGCUGUUACUUUUUCCCUGCAAUGGUUGUCCAGAAAUGGGAGCCUCACCAUUGAAGGCUUUCUGUGUUUCCCCUUUAUGCAGUCAUUCUCCUAUAGUUCUUCAGUUAAAGUCACUGUAAGUAGGGCGGAAGCCAACUGUAAAUGAGUAUUUAGGUAAUUUUCUAGUUAAAUUGAAUUUCAAAUCUAGGCCAGGACUCAUGUUCCCUAUGUUCUACAAAAUAACCUUUACAAAUGUUGCACACAUUUACUUUUGUGUGUCUGCGGGUCCAAGGAUAAUUUAGGGAACAGGGAUGUGCGAAGUUGUGACAGGAGCAGUUGUGAGCCACCAUUAAUCCGAGCAAUAUUAUGAUCAUAUCAAGUGACAGUGACCUACUUGGCUAAAGAAGGUCUACAUUCUCCAGCCAGAUAGCCAAUUUGUUCUUUCACUCCCUUGCACCGUGCCCAACAGCUUAUAACUGCAUACGAGUUUAUGGCUUUUACUUGUACAUAAUGCUAAGCCACAGGUUAUGUUAACCAUGGUUUGUUGUUUUAGUCAUGAAUAGCUUUAGUGUUGCUCAAAAUGCAUCUUGUUUUGCUUAUUUCAGGUUUGCUUCUCUCCCACCCAUUUUACCAGCCUUCAGAGUGGUUUCAUUUUCUGGCUAUUCUUGUUGAGAAUCUUUUUAUCAGGGAGGAUAGCAACACAAGAUAAUCUAGCAUCAAGUUCUAGGUUCAGACAUCAUAACAAGUCAUAGUUAAAACAUGCCAGACUUUACUGGCCAGCCAACAGCCUGAUUUCUGUUUAUGGUUUGUAGCUGAUUAACAAGGCAUAGCUUGUUUUUAGGAAUGGGUCUGGGGACAUCAACAAGCCAGAGUUCAACAACUCCUACCAUGGCUUAGUCAUAUGUGUGAACCAAGCCAAUGUAAUUAACAUACUAGAAAUUUCCACUAGCAAACCUGAUACUCUUCAGUCAUCAUUUCUAAUGCUACUUUCUAGUUGCCCUUCUAUCUUCUCCUUAUUUCUUCCUUGAGGAAGAGAACAUAUGCCAACUUUUGGUUUGGUAAAAGACAAUUCAGCCAAUUCUGUUAUAUUGCUACUUUACUUCACUUUGGAGCCUAAGGAAGAGCUUGAUUACUUGACUCUUGUGUUUACUGACAUAAUGUUGUUAUCAGCUUACCAUUAAUGUUCUGAAUAUGUUCCAAGUAUUAAGGAUGUGACCUGUGUCUCUUCAUACCUCAGAAAGUUACUCUUGGUGUGAAGCCUUUUGGUGCCCUCUAGUUUAACUAUGUUCAUAUGUCACUAUCAGCAAAACUUGUAAAUAUGUGUAAUAUAUGCUAAGUCUGGAAGGCUUCCACUUUGUAAAUUAGGAGUCGACCUUCUUGUGAAGACUAGAAAAGAAGUUAUAAUAAAAGAUUAAGUCCAACAGUUA
Varanus komodoensis (Komodo dragon) is the source of this 7232-nucleotide messenger RNA. It is a transcript of the gene SPIRE1, whose product is annotated as spire type actin nucleation factor 1. The transcript has 17 exons. Gene Ontology annotation, molecular function: actin binding. Gene Ontology annotation, cellular component: cytoplasmic vesicle membrane; cell cortex. NCBI's taxonomy places the organism in Eukaryota, Metazoa, Chordata, Lepidosauria, Squamata, Varanidae. Bases 1490 to 3757 code for a protein of 755 amino acids. Gene Ontology annotation, biological process: cleavage furrow formation; actin filament polymerization; Golgi vesicle transport. The record is from RefSeq and is a predicted model, not a curated record.